This is a messenger RNA of Thermothielavioides terrestris NRRL 8126, 663 nucleotides long. RefSeq lists its product as uncharacterized. The record is from RefSeq and is a predicted model, not a curated record. The transcript is spliced from 3 exons. Lineage: Eukaryota; Fungi; Ascomycota; Sordariomycetes; Sordariales; Chaetomiaceae. Bases 1 to 663 code for a protein of 220 amino acids.
AUGUCCCCGCACAGCAACUUGCAGCCCAUCAGGGUCUACGGCAAGGGCGGCCCCAACCCGCCCAAAGUGGAGAUAAUCCUCAACGAGCUGGGCAUUCCACACGAGUUUGACCCCAUCACGAGGAACGAAGUCAAGUCGCCAGCGUACCUCGCGGUCAACCCCAACGGCCGCCUGCCCGCAAUCCACGACCCCAACGGCGACUUGACGCUCUGGGAAUCGGGCGCCAUCCUCGAGUACAUCGUGGGGAAGUACGACAAGGACCAGAAGCUGAGCUUUCCGCCGGGCUCGAACGAGGCCUUCCUCGCCAAGCAGUGGUCCGUUGUUCUUCCAGACCACCGGCCAGGGCCCCUACUACGGCCAGGCAUUCUGGAGAUGAACCGCGUGACGGGCGUGUUGGAGGUGCACCUCACCAAGCAGAAGCAGCUGUACGGCAGCCAGGAUGGGUUCGACGGGCCGUGGCUCGUCGGAAACAAGCUGUCGUACGUAGACUUGGCCUUCGUCCCUUGGCAGAUGGUUGCUGUCCACUGCUUCGGUGGGGAGUCGGGCCGGUACAAGGAGGCCGACUACCCGCUGGUGACGGAGUGGCUGGCUAGAUUGAAGGCUCGCAAAACGGUCACGGACGCCAUGCAGUGGCUCAGUGGGUUGAAGGGAGAUGGGCACUAG